AACGUGCCUGCUGCCCCAGUACUAGGGGAGAUAAUUACGGAGUGAGAAGCGUCCUUCGCGAGUGGGGGAGAAACGCUGGAUUUAAACCUUUCCCCGCCAGCUUGAGAAUCACCGAGAGCUGCCGGGGAAGGGGAGCGAGGCGAGGGGGAGGCGGGACAACCAACAACCACAACAACCCCCGAGAAGAAAAGAAAAAUGCACCGAUCUAUCUCUUGGGUGAUCUUCGCGGGGCUGGCUGCGUUAUUCCUCUUCCAAGGAGUGCCCGUGCGCAGUGGAGAUGCCACCUUCCCCAAAGCUAUGGACAACGUGACCGUCAGACAAGGGGAGAGCGCCACCCUCAGGUGCUCCGUGGAUAACAGAGUUACUCGAGUGGCCUGGCUGAAUCGCAGCAGCAUCCUCUACGCUGGCAAUGACAAGUGGUGUUUGGACCCCCGGGUGGUGCUCCUGUCCAACACCAAAACCGAGUACAGCAUCCAGAUCCAGGAUGUGGACGUGUACGACGAGGGGCCCUACACCUGCUCCGUGCAGACAGACAAUCACCCCAAAACAUCACGGGUGCAUCUCAUUGUGCAAGUGUCUCCCAAAAUUGUUGAGAUUUCUUCCGAUAUCUCCAUCAACGAAGGCGGCAACAUCAGCCUCACUUGUAUAGCCACGGGCAGACCAGAUCCUACAAUCACCUGGAGGCACAUCUCCCCCAAAGCUGUGGGUUUCGUGAGCGAAGACGAAUACCUGGAGAUCACAGGGAUCACCCGGGAGCAAUCUGGCGAGUAUGAGUGCAGCGCAUCCAAUGACGUGGCAGCUCCCGUCGUCCGGAGAGUGAAAGUCACCGUGAACUACCCGCCGUACAUCUCGGACGCCAAGAGCACCGGGGUGCCCGUGGGGCAGAAGGGCAUUCUUCAGUGCGAAGCCUCCGCCGUCCCUGCCGCAGAAUUCCAGUGGUACAAGGACGACAAAAGGCUGGUAGAAGGACAGAAAGGGGUGAAAGUUGAAAGCAAAGCCUUCUUCUCCAGAUUGACCUUCUUCAACGUCUCUGAGCAGGACUACGGGAACUACACCUGCGUGGCCUCCAACAAGCUAGGAAAUACCAACGUCAGCAUCAUCCUGUACGAAAUAAGUGAGCCCACAAGCUCAACCUUGUUCCAAGAAGAGACAACUACAGCCCUGACACCCUGGAAAGGCCCUGGAGCAGUGCAUGAUGGGAACAACGGCACAUCAAGAAGAGCUGGCUGCAUUGGGCUGCUUCCCCUCCUGCUGUUGCAUCUGCUUCUCAAGUUUUGACCCAAGUGCUGAUUCUGCGGAGUAGCGACAACCACAGCAACAAGAAGAAGUAUAACAUUUAAAAAAGAAAAAUAAGCAUUAUAAUGAAGAGAAUGUAUUACCAGAAAAUCUGAGGGGGAGAGAGAGAGAGGGGGAGAAAAGGGAAUUUUGAAAAAAAAAAUCCAUUUUUUUCUCGCUGAAGCUUUGACACAGCUGAACCUUUUUCUUUCUUUCUUUCUUUUUUUCUUUCUGCAAUGGACAAGUGUGCCGAUACCAAGGACCAACCAGUACAUUUGGCUGAACGGCUCCCCCCGCUUCCCCACCACAUCCCUCAUUCCAAGGCAGCUGGCUCGGUCAUUUCUUUCUGCUCGACUCUCCUCCCUGGAUGAUUACAGAGUCGGCUGUUUCAGCGCAUGCAUAUGCAGACACACAGCAUUUUUUUUUCCUGGAGAUAUUCCCUCCUUUUCAUGGACUGUGCUGCCAUUCGUGUUAGUAUGAAACAAACAAGCAAAAACUGACGCCGAGACAAACGAAAAGGAACAAAGCAAACCAGUUGUUAAACAUUUCUUCAUUCUGCUACGCACAGACAUCAUGGAGAAUGAGGGAUCUGAUUCAUUAUUAAU
Molecule: messenger RNA, 1880 nt
Organism: Gopherus evgoodei (Goodes thornscrub tortoise)
Lineage: Eukaryota; Metazoa; Chordata; Testudines; Testudinidae
Gene: NTM
Product: neurotrimin
Exons: 10
Coding region: 196-1278 (360 amino acids)
Cellular component (GO): neuron projection
Source: RefSeq, a predicted model, not a curated record